AUUUGCAAGAAUCCGUUACUGUUUCGCACUUUGGAGGAAAAUUUCCAGGCCUUUUUGACAGAUGUGAAGGUUCCAGCAGGAUUUGCAGAUAAUGAUUACAAACUGAAGCCACAUCACAAAACAUAUAAAUUCUGCCACAAAUUGGUCAAAGAAUUUAUUGAUGAGAAAUCUGAGGAUUUUUGCCUAACGGAAAAUUUGCAUUCCAAACAGUUCUUUGAUGAACUUAAACAGUUUGUACGUAGAAUUAUCAGAGACUGAAGGAAGUUUUUCCGAUUUUGAUCUUGAGCAAACAGGUAGACUGCAGAAAAUUGAUUUGUUUGAGGAAAAUGUCAAAGUUAAAGGUGUCGUGGUAUGCAAAUUUAGUAAAAAAGCAAAGGUGUGCAUUUUGAUAAAAAUGAAAGAUCCCUGCAGAGGACUAACUGGCAGUUUCUCACUGUCUGAAGUCUUUGUUGACCUUCGUGAGGAAGAUGACACUGAUCAUGAAGGAUUUCAUCUUAACCUGGCUGUGGGAGACAUUGUAGAAGUAACAAAGUGUAGAAGAAAGGAGGGAACUGCAUUGGAACCAGAGAUAGUGACGUAGGUCAACAAAUUUUUUACGUAUGCAGGAUCAAAGACAGAAUUCUCACAUAAGACAAAGCAUUGCAUGUAGUAAAUGCCAAGCUAAGGGUACUUAUGGUAGUGGAGAUAUAGGCUAGAUCCCAGAAGGGUAUUCCAAAAUAUAGUGUGGGAUUUGCGAACCUUUUAUAGGGGAUAUGGGAUUUGGUUUUGCUACGAGAACAGGAAGUGGGAUUGACCAAAAUUUGGGCACGGGAGUAGGAUUGGCAAAGGUAAAAACAAUGGUGAUGCAGUUUAUGUUGAAGGUUUUCUGAUGGUGUACAAUUCUUUAAGGCUGUGCUCUAAGAAAAAUUGAAGGGGGCCCAAGCAUCGACCUGUACCUGUGAAAUCCAGGGUGCCCAGAAAAUUAUUUCUAUGAAAAAAGCUAAGAUUUUCUGGUUGCCCGGGAACAAAUGUUAGACACCAGAGGCCACUGGGUGCUGUAAGAGCACAAAUCUUGUUCUUUGUUUCUUGUUCACAAAUUGUGAGUGAUUAAAUUGUUGUGUUGUUUUUAUUGGUGAAUAUGAUCAAAAUGAUUGGAAUGCUAUCGAAUUUGUGCACCGUCAGGUCCACAAAAACAUAUAUUAAAGGAGUCUGACAGGAUUCAUAACCAUUAUUAACUUAUUUUUUCCCAUAUCUUGCAAAGGUGUUAUUCAUUAAGUGACGCUCAAAUUGAGUCAUUUCUGAUGCAUUUGUCAAACUCUGCACAAGACAGAGGUGCAUCUGCAACUAUGAUUGAAAUCACAAGGUAUUUAUAUUAGUUAAUACAAUAAUUGCAAUUAGUGCUUUUUAUCCCAUCCUCAUCUGAACCAAAUGGACUCUUCUGUGUGUGACCAUGUGAAAAAUAAGGAUUGACUGUCCAAAAAUAAAAAUAACGAUAGUUAAUUAAUAUAAUUCAAUUAGUUUAAAUAUAGAAAAAAAAACAAGAGAUAAUGAUCAGAAUCUAACUGUAUGGACAUACAGUAGAGGUUUGGUUAUACAAUUAAGAAAUCUCUGUCAGCUAAAACAAUCUGUGACUGGCCAGUUAAGUGCAGUACAUUGACAUUGUUCGUUUGGCCUGCCUGUGUUCUUGAAAUGCAUAUUCAAUCUACUUACACCUUUUUGUCUUGGUUAGUAUACAUUGUACAAUGUGCAGUUGAGGUUUCUAUAUAUAUGAAGUAGGCAGUUGUUUUGAGUACAGUUUUGGACUGUUAGUCGCAAGGUUUGACAGAAUCUUCUUUAUGUUUCCUCUUUAGGUUUUCUGCAGCCUGGAAGUACAUCCUUAAUCUUUCCAAGGAGGAAUACUCAGACAAGAUAAUCCUUCAGAUUUUAGAAAUCAUUAAUAAGAUUGCCUCAGUUGUGCCAAUGUCACCUACAGUCAGUGCAAUGGUUCAAGGAUUUCAGCAGAGUGUAGUGUUUGGUUCAGUCCUUUCUGGUUUCAUAAAUGAAGUGACUGGGAGACCAAGCCAUGUCAGG
This is a messenger RNA of Porites evermanni, 2049 nucleotides long. NCBI's taxonomy places the organism in Eukaryota, Metazoa, Cnidaria, Anthozoa, Scleractinia, Poritidae. The record is from the annotation of a GenBank genome assembly.